Messenger RNA from Beta vulgaris subsp. vulgaris (sugar beet), 4187 nucleotides. Its product is annotated as vacuolar protein sorting-associated protein 54, chloroplastic. Lineage: Eukaryota; Viridiplantae; Streptophyta; Magnoliopsida; Caryophyllales; Amaranthaceae. The record is from RefSeq and is a predicted model, not a curated record. Bases 402 to 3515 code for a protein of 1037 amino acids. Gene Ontology annotation, molecular function: syntaxin binding. The transcript has 19 exons. Gene Ontology annotation, biological process: retrograde transport, endosome to Golgi; Golgi to vacuole transport. Gene Ontology annotation, cellular component: GARP complex.
CCAAAAAAAACAAACAUAAAAACAAUUCACAGGAAGGACGAAACUCAAAAAAGCCAAAUGCAGUAUCUACUCAUAUCACCAUUUUCCCCCGUUAUUCAAUUCCAGAGAAUGAAGUGGAAAUGUAGGCAGGUAUAAUUAUUUCACUAUAUGCAGUAAUCCUCUGUUACUUCUUCCUUCAGAUCUACAUCGCCAUUGCAGCUCUUAACUACGACAGAGAAAACUCAAUCACACACAUUCAAAAUCAAUCAAAAUCUCCAAUUUCUUCCACUUCUUCGCGAAGAUCGAAGAUCGAAGCUCGAAGAUCGCUUUUUCAAUGGCGUCGAAUUUCUAGGGUUUUCCGAAAACGAUCGGAAAAUUGUAGUAGACGACACUGAGAAGAGAGAGAAAGAGAUCAAUCGGUUAUGGAAUCUCGACCUUCCCUUUCGGGAAGGUUUAACAUCGAAGCAGCAACAACGAGUACUUCAACAUCAUCAUCUUCACCACCAUCAAGAGAAAAUAGUAUCUCAAGAACAAGUUCAAAUUCAUCUCUUUCAAGUAAGUCAGUUUUUGAGCAUAAUCUUUCAUCAAUACUUAAUAAUCCACACUCUUCUCGAUCUAGCGAUGCUUCUUCAUGGCUUGGAUGGUGGUCUUCUUCAACCUCGGUACCUUUGCCCGAAUUUUCCCCAAUUAAUACGUCGAAACCUGAAUUAGAUGCUAAUAAAUCUGAUUUUCAACCGUAUUUGUCUUCGAUCUCUGAGCAUUACGCUCGAUUUGAGGAUAUUCGUAAUCAUAGUAGUCAGGAAAAUGUUGAUAUUAUUGAGAGUAUUGGAGGACAAGGUGAAGCAUUAGUUGCUUGCUUGAGAGAAGUGCCUGCAUUGUAUUUUAAGGAGGAUUUUGAGCUUGAAGAUGGGGCGACGUUUCGCGCUGCUUGCCCUUUCUCAACGAUGAAUGAGAAUUUGGUGCUUCAAGAGAGGUUGUCACAGUAUUUGGAUGUGGUGGAGAUGCAUUUGGUGAAGGAGAUCUCGUUGCGGUCGAAUUCUUUCUUUGAGGCUCAGCAGCAGCUAGGGGAUUUGAAUGUGAAGAUUGUUGAAGGGUGUAAGAGGAUUAGGGAAUUGAAGGAGACGAUUAGGCUGUUGGAUGCUGAUGUUGUCGGGUCCGCGAGGCAUAUUCAGGAGUUUAGUUCAAUGAGGAGCAACUUGUUGUCGCUUCAACAGAAACUCAGGCUUAUAUUAUACGUUAAUCAAGCUCUUGGCGCUCUCAAACUGCUUGUUGCAUCUGCUGAUUGUGCGGGAGCAUUGGAUAUCGCUGAUGAUUUGCGGCAAUUACUGGAUGGGGAUGAGCUGACGGGUUUGCAUUGUUUCCGUCAUCUGCGUGACCAUGUUGCAGCAUCAAUGGACUCCAUAAACAGCAUUCUAUCAGAAGAAUUUUUGCGUGCAUCUUUACAUGAUGCUGGGAAUUUGGAUGUUGUCAUUGUAUCCAGAGCAAAAGAAAGAGCUUCUGUACCCAAUAAUGGAAUACUUGAUGAUGUUAAGUUAGAUGAAGAAGAAACAUCUAGUUUCCGAGAUUGUGUUUUACCAAUUAUAAUUGGAUUGCUGAGAACGGCAAAACUACCAUCAGUCCUGAGACUGUACCGCGAUACACUUACUGCUGAUAUGAAAACAGCUAUUAAGACUGCUGUAGCAGAGUUGCUACCGGUUCUGAUUAUUCGACCUUUGGAGUCGGAAUUUUCAACUGGAGAGAAGACAAGUGAUGCAGAUGGUGGAGGUUCAUCUCUUGCGAGUAGGUUAAGGAGCCUUUCAUCUGAAAGCUUUGUCCAACUUCUUACAGCUGUUUUCAAACUUGUCCUGGCACAUUUAGUGCGGGCAGCUGAAGUUAAAAAGUCCAUUGAGUGGAUCAUGUCUAAUCUGGAUGGUCACUAUGCAGCUGAGUCCGUUGCUGCUGCUAUUGCACAUGGCGCUGCAGCUUCAGAGGCUGCACAAGAUAGUGACAAUCAUCAAAUAAAUUCCGCAGCUGCAUAUUCUUCCCAAAGAAAUGCUACCAAGGUUUCAUCAUUUCAAGGGAAGGCAAAUGAACUAACAAGUACAUCAAAUGUAUCGAAAAAUUUUCGAGCUGACGUGUUGCGAGAAAAUGCUGAAGCUGUCUUUGCAGCUUGUGAUGCUGCCCAUGGAAGGUGGGCAAAGCUCCUAGGUGUUCGGGCUCUUCUUCAUCCGAAAUUACGGUUGCCAGAAUUUCUUGGUAUAUACAGCAUCACCCAAGAGUUUAUAAAUUCUACAGAAAAGAUUGGUGGAAGGUUGGGAUAUAGUAUACGGGGUACGUUGCAGUCACAAGCAAAAGCCUUUAUUGAUUUUCAGCAUGAAUCUCGUGUGGCAAAAAUCAAGGCAGUAUUAGAUCAAGAAACAUGGUCUGAAGUGGAUGUUCCCGAUGAGUUUCAAGCCAUUGUUGCUUCAAUGCUUAGCUCAGAUUCUCUGCUUACUGAGAUCUCUGGUGAUGAUCAAGGUAGUGUAGUAAUCUCAAACAAUGGUGUGUCAACUGUAGUUGACAAUAUCAAAGUAUCCACCGGGGAGGAUCAUAUCGAACGGACUAAUUCGAACAAUGUUUCUGAUGAUGCUUCGACUCAAGAGAAAUCUCAGCAUUUAGGUGAGGCAAAUGAUGCAAGUAAACCUGAUGCUGUCGCUUCUGCCCACAGCAAAAAUAGCAAUACAAAGGACCUCCGAAAGUCAACUUCUCAAACAUUAAUAUGCAGGGGUGUUGGGUAUCACAUGGUUAACUGCGGCUUAAUAUUGCUGAAGAUGCUGUCGGAGUAUAUUGAUAUGAAUGAUAGUUUACCAUCACUUUCAUCAGAAAUAGUUCACCGUGUUGUAGAAAUUUUGAAGUUCUUCAACACAAGGACUUGCCAGCUAGUUCUUGGUGCUGGCGCCAUGCAGGUGUCUGGUCUGAAAUCAAUCACUUCCAAACAUUUGGCAUUGGCAAGUCAAGUCAUCAGUUUUACCUAUGCCAUUAUUCCUGAUGUCAAGCGGACUCUUUUUCUCAAUGUACCAGAGACCAGAAAACCAAUGUUACAAUCAGAGAUUGAUCGGGUGGCACAGGAUUAUAAGGUUCACCGGGAUGAGAUACAUACAAAGUUGGUUCAGAUUAUGAGAGAGAGGUUGUUGGUUCAUCUGCGAGGGUUGCCUCAAAUUGUUGAGAGUUGGAACAAACCAGAUGAUAUUGACACACAACCUAGUCAAUUUGCAAAAUCACUAACAAAGGAAGUUGGCUAUCUUCAACGUGUCUUAUCUCGGAUGCUUCAUGAAGCAGAUGUUCAGGCAAUUUUCAGGCAAGUGGUCAUAAUAUUCCAUUCACAAAUUUCAGAAGCAUUUUCACGCUUGGAGAUCAGCACUCCACAAGCAAAAUCCAGGCUUUACCGGGACAUCCAACACAUUCUUGGGUGCAUUCGGUCACUACCUACUGAUAUUGCUAGCAAGUCUGGUGUUGCCAAUUGGGGGCACCUUGAUGAUUUUUUGGCUCAAAGAUUUGAUAGUGAAGGUGAUCCAUAGACGUGAUAAUGUAGUGUUUAUACUCUUCUUCCGCUGAAGGCAUUGUUGCAGAAUGCAAUAGCCAGUGGCCAGCCUAUGCUAUCAUUUCGUGCAUCUGAAUCUAGCUUUAGAAAGGUGAUUGUUUGAAUACAAAGUAUAUGAGGUACAAUUUUUUAGAUUCGGGAUGUUCAAGGAGAAUUCGCAACUACCAAUUUUUUGUAUACUAGAUACGACAGUCAACAGACCUAAAUGAAUAGCAUCCGUGAGGCUUUGUUCCCCAGAACUAUUCCUCGCAAACUUUGAAGCAGGGAACAAAGAACACUGUAACGAUUUUCUGUGUCUCCAUUUACCUCAUUUCUUUUUGUUUUGCUUCAGUUUUGAUUGCCUUUUUGGUGAUCAUGUUCAUAUGAGGUGGUUGUACGAGUUCGGCGAUAUUGCAUAUAUGUUUCAUAAUUCUAAAUAGAAGAGAAAUUUGUUUCCUAUUCUUUUUCAACAUGAAGUAUCUAGUUUGAUUUGGCUGUAGCCUGUAGUUGUUUAUGCAGUAGGCCCAAAUGUGGUCAAUUCGGUAUGUAAAACGUACAAGAUAUACCAACGUCAAAUGUAUGACGUUUCCUGUACGAAUUUGCCUUAUCAUAUUGUUAAACUUAUUCUAUAUCUUCAUUUAUAAUAUAUCUCAAAAUUAGUGCUUUCAAA